AUGGCCUCCGCAUGGUGCUGGAACUGCCUCUCGCGGCUGCGUCCGACACCACGAGCAAGCCUCCCUCCGCCGGCCCGGAUCUCGAGCGCUCCCUUCCACUCUACUGCAGUUCAAUAUGCCUUGCCCGCUAAGAAGAAGGGUACCAGCUUAACGCCCAUGAGAUACAGACAGGGUCAAACUCUGCGGAAAAAGAAGAAGAAGACAGUCGAUCGCGCACGUCCGCCGGCUGUCGGAGAGCGCAAGGCUUUGCGGAAACGCAUUGUGUUGAGCAAUCCCAAUGCCCUGGAGGUUGAGGGCAUGUUAGACCUCUCACCUGAGACUAUGGUCGAUGCUCGUCUCCGCGGUACUGUUCUCGGCUUGCCUAUCACUAUGAUCGAUCAAUUGAGAGCCGUGCAGGCUUUCAAGCCUAAGCAGGGUUGGUCUAUUUUCCGUCGACCGGGUACCAUCAUGCGUCGUGAUACUCUUGAGAUGGGCCGUCUGUUCGAUGAGAUCUCUGAUGCCGAGAAAGGCAAGGUUGUGAAACGGAUUGUUACUGGGUUGAAGGGAUCUGGCAAGACUGUGCAUUUAUUGCAGGCUAUGGCCAUGGGAUUCUUGAAGAAAUGGGCAGUCAUUACAAUUCCUGAUGCCCGAGAGCUUGUGUCAGGUGAUACCAGCUACGUUCCUAUCGAAGGCUCCAAGCCUGUCCAGUACAUCCAGCCUAACGCGACAUCAGCCUUGUUGAUUCGUACUGUAGAGGCCAACCGUGAGCUUCUUGCCAGCCUCCGCAUCUCCCAGAAACACUCGGGUCUUGCGGGUCUCAAGCCCACCUCCACCUUGGAAGACCUUGCCAAACUCGGAUUCCAGGAUCCUGCCGUUGCCUGGCCCGUGUUCCAAGCUCUUUGGACUGAGUUGACUGCCACCGCUCCUGCCCCGGGUCUGGAGAAGGAUUUCCAGGCUCGUCCUCCGAUCGUGGUAACUGUGGAUGGUCUCGCUCACUGGAUGAAUGAAAGUGCCUAUCUUUCACCCGACCUUACUCCCGUCCACUCCCACGACCUUGUCUUCGUGCAACACUUCAUCAACCUCUUGAAGGACGGCCAGGCUUCUUUGAAAAAUGGCGGUAUCUUGCUGUACGCGACCUCGACCUCGAACAACCCCACCGUCUACAGUCUCGAGGUUGGUCUGGACCAGAUCACCGCCCGCCAAGAAGGUGUUAGCCCUACUUCCCCAGACUACCCAUCAGCUGAGGCUUACAGCAACCCAGACGCCCGCGUUCUGGAGUUGUUCAAGCCUUCAACAAAGACAUCAAACAAGGAGGGCCCUCUCGAGCUUCUGAAACUUGGCGGUCUCACCCGCGACGAAACUCGUGGUUACCUUGAGUACUUCGCCAAAAGUGGCCUGGUUCGCGAGGCUGUCAAUGAAAAGUGGGUUAGCGAGAAAUGGAGUUUGUCAGGCGGCGGCGUCAUCGGCGAGUUGGAGAAACUCGGUCGUCACGUUCGCUCCACCGCCCAGCCUCUGCCAGAGCACCUCUCUUAG
Penicillium taxi is the source of this 1512-nucleotide messenger RNA. RefSeq names its product mitochondrial 37S ribosomal protein mS29. Gene Ontology annotation, cellular component: mitochondrial small ribosomal subunit. Bases 1 to 1512 code for a protein of 503 amino acids. Lineage: Eukaryota; Fungi; Ascomycota; Eurotiomycetes; Eurotiales; Aspergillaceae. Gene Ontology annotation, molecular function: structural constituent of ribosome. The transcript is spliced from 2 exons. The record is from RefSeq and is a predicted model, not a curated record.